Dinoponera quadriceps is the source of this 1270-nucleotide messenger RNA. Its product is annotated as estradiol 17-beta-dehydrogenase 11. Lineage: Eukaryota; Metazoa; Arthropoda; Insecta; Hymenoptera; Formicidae. The transcript has 8 exons. Gene Ontology annotation, molecular function: oxidoreductase activity, acting on the CH-OH group of donors, NAD or NADP as acceptor. Gene Ontology annotation, cellular component: lipid droplet. The record is from RefSeq and is a predicted model, not a curated record. The coding region runs from base 267 to 1253 and encodes 328 amino acids.
UCAUGAACCGACACUUCCACGGUACGCUCGGUAAUUCGAGCGUACCAGAAGCCUACAGCACAGUCCACAUUCGCCGAGCACCUAGUACACAACAACGAGAGAGACGAUCCGUGUCCUAAAUAUAUAUAUAUAUAUAUAUUUCCUCGGCGUGACUCCCUUGGUUGCCGGUGAACAGAGAUUUUUCGGUUCUUACGGGCCCGAGUCGCCGAGGAACAACACCAAACAUCGACGGGCUCUUCCGUGCUCUUGUGGAGACUCAUCGCAGGAUGAAUUUCAAGGAAGGCGCGCAUGUGAUAUACGAUGUGUUGUUGGUCAUCGGGAUGGUGAUGGUUUAUCUCACAGAGGCGUUACUGCUCAUGCUGAUUCCUCGCCGGUAUUGCAACAAAUCGAUCGAGGGUGAGGUUGCCCUCGUCACGGGAGGCGCGAACGGAAUCGGCAGGCUGAUCGCGGCCAAACUCGCGAAACUUGGUGCGCAAGUAGUCAUUUGGGACAUAGACAAGCGAGGUCUCGCGGAAGCCGCGGAGGAAAUCCGGAAAACCGGUGGAAUGUGCUACACGUAUUGCUGCGACAUCGCCGACAAAGAGGAGGUUUAUCGCACCGCGAAAGCGACGAAGAUCGAAGUCGGAAAUGUGAGCCUGUUGGUGAAUAACGCCGGAUACGUGUGUGGCAAGACGCUCAUGGAACUACCCGAUCGCGAGAUCGAGCGCACUUUCAAAGUGAACAUUUUGUCACACUAUUGGAUUAUCAAGUCGUUCUUGAAAGACAUGAUGAAGAAUAAUCACGGUCACAUCGUGACGGUAACGAGCGUCGCCGGACUCGUGGGAAAUUACAAUUGCACGGAUUACUCAGCGACGAAAUUCGCCGCUGUCGGAUGCCACGAGAGUCUCUUCGCCGAAUUAAGAAUGCACGGCUACGACAAAAUCCACAUGACAUUGGUUUGCCCUUAUCUCAUAAACACGGGAAUGUUCGACGGAGUAAAAAGCAGGUUGAUGCCGUCACUCGAGCCAGACUAUGUCGCGGAGGAAGUGGUCGCUGGUAUAUUAGCAAACAAAAUAAUGAUAGUGUUACCUAACAUUAUGUCGUACUUAUUGCUUUUUAAAUGUUUGAUGCCAUCGAAAAUAUGCUGGGCGACGAUAUGUCACAUCUUCAAGGAGCCACAAGCUAUGAUGUUGCUUAAAGAUCGUGAAUUGAGAAAGAAGAGGAAUUAUAGUGAAAAUGGUACAACUAAUCAUGAAUGUACAUACGUGCAAUAAAACUAUUUAAAGCUGAA